Molecule: messenger RNA, 2490 nt
Organism: Anguilla anguilla (European eel)
Lineage: Eukaryota; Metazoa; Chordata; Actinopteri; Anguilliformes; Anguillidae
Gene: slc52a3-2a
Product: riboflavin transporter 2
Exons: 4
Coding region: 387-1766 (459 amino acids)
Biological process (GO): riboflavin transport
Cellular component (GO): plasma membrane
Molecular function (GO): riboflavin transmembrane transporter activity
Source: RefSeq, a predicted model, not a curated record
GACUGGUUUUGUGGGCGGUCUCAAGGUCGGCAGUGCCGGGGAUUGAGAAAGAGAAGGAAGCAGAGCUAUUUGCUGUUGCUCAGAGCAAGAGCACAUGGUUACGUUCUGUGCAUCUGAAAAGCUGAUUGGAGGAACAGAGAGGAGGGUGGGAGCUCCUGUCUGCCCAUCCAGUCGGGUGCAGGGAUUAUUAAAGCAGCACAACGAGUAGAGGGGGAGGUCAGGCAGCAUGCUGAUGCAAGAAUGAAGGGGUACUUUGACAAUGGAAGGAGAUGUAUCUCUGAAACAGAGGAAGAAGCAAGUCGUUCUUGACUACAGCACAUGAUUUGCCAGUCUUAUAACUGGGACCUUGAGCUGUGUGAGAAACUUCUCUACCACUACACUACAUCAUGUCCUUUUUCACCCACGUGCUGGCCUGCCUGUUUGGCAUGGGCUCCUGGGUGGCCAUCAACGGGAUGUGGGUGGAGCUGCCCCUCAUCGUCUCAGAACUCCCCGAGGGCUGGUACCUGCCCUCCUACCUGACAGUCCUCAUCCAGAUAGCCAACAUCGGGCCACUCUUGGUCACCCUGAUGCACCACUUCCGUCCGGGCGUGCUCAAUGAGAAUGCCGUGAUCUACGUCAUUGUAGCCGUGGGCAUGCUGGCCAGCUUCCUCUUGGCCUUCUUCUGGCGUGACACGGUGGAGGUUGGGGGCAUCCCCCGCAGCGUGCCUCUCCUGGUCCUCACUCUUUUCCUGUCCACGGUGGACUGCACCUCCUCCGUCACCUUCCUGCCUUUCAUGAUGAGGCUCAAGCCCCAGUACCUCACCUCCUACUUCAUCGGGGAGGGCCUGAGCGGACUUGUGCCUGCCCUCACCGCUCUGAUCCAAGGCGUGGGCGUCGUCCACUGCAGGAACCUCACUUGGACGCUCAACGACACGUCGGCCAACUCCACGGGUGCCGGUGCCGCCUCCGACGGGCUACAGGCCAUAUACCAGCCUGCCAACUUCUCCGCCCAAGUCUUCUUCAUCUUCCUCAGCGUGAUGAUGGUGGUGUGCUUGGUGGCCUUCUUGCUGCUUAACCACCACCCCGCCGUCAGCCGGGAGCGACAGAAGAACAACCGGUACCUCAACGGUGGGAUCGGGUCGGGGGAAAAGGGGGACCUCGCCUUCAGCCUGAACCACCAGGCCGAGCAGAAGCCCAUGAUCAGCCUGCUGGAUCCCCCUCCGAGGGCGCCCCGCAGCUCCUUUGGGAGAGGGACCUACACCGCUCCCGAGCUGCUGUUCAUCUUUGUGGUGCUGGCCUGGGUCAAUGCCCUGACCAAUGCUGUGAUGCCUUCGGUGCAGUCCUACUCGUGCCUGCCCUAUGGAAAUAGGACCUACCACUUGGCUGCCACCAUGGCUGCAGUGGCCAAUCCUGUGGCUUGUUUCAUCGCCAUGUUUGUGCCUAUAAGGUCCCUGGCCCUGAUGGGAUUUCUCACUGUGACGGGUACAGGGUUUGGUGCUUACAUCAUGACCAUGGCCAUUUUGAGUCCCUGCCCCCUGCUGGUCCAUGAGAGCGCAGGAACCAUACUCAUGGUUGGAGCCUGGGUCCUUUUUAUUCUGACACUGUCCUACGUGAAGGUCAUCAUAGGGGUGAUACUGCGCGAUGAGGGACACAACGCCCUCGUGUGGUGUGGAGCUGUAGUACAGUUGGGCUCAAUGCUGGGAGCCUUGUCCAUGUUUCCCCUUGUUAGCGUGUACAACUUUUUUACAUCCGGGGAUCCGUGUAACACAAAAUGCUCAUUGGAGUGAUGUAGACAAUCCAAAUGUAAUGCACUCAGUCCUUCUACAAGUGCUUCUGUAAUGACUUCAGUACUUGUUGUCUUUGCAUUUUUGUAAGAAGUUUUACUUCAAUCACUUUUUGUCUCCACCCCAAAAAGCAUAUCUCAGUAGCACUGAUCGUGGACAAUGGAGUGGAAUCACUGAAAUAAUUUGGGAUGUGUCCUUGGGGAGGUUAAAAAGAUGUAAUUGACUUGGUCAUGUUUGACUGAUUUGUUUUUGUCUGUGAUUUGUGCUUUCCUUUGCUCAGGCUCAUGUUAUCGUAUUUAUGGUUACAUCAACCGCAGAAUCGAAAAAGAUUCAAUUUAUUCCAUUAAUGUUCUACAAUAUCAUACUAAAAGGCUGUGCAUAAUCCAAAGACCAUGGAAACUAAUUGUGUUGUAGCAAAGUGUUUCAGUAGUCUUAACAUUUGCAGUUCUUUUAAAGGAAAGAAAAAACACUGAUGACUGUUUAUACUUGACAGUUAAAACGUCAAGUACAGUUUUAUGAUGAGUGAAAUGUAUGUAUACAGAUGAAUACCUCUAGAUUAUUGCCUUAAGUCAACAUAUGGUUGUAACUUGAAGAUUUUUUUUUUACAUCUAAUCUCAUAAUAUAUGUAAACUAUAAUGAUAUCUGCAUUGUACAGUCGCAUAAUUUGUAUUACAUGUAAACUAUAAUGAUGUCUUUAUUUUAUGCGCCAAUAAACUUUUUAAAAACA